This is a messenger RNA of Acipenser ruthenus (sterlet), 910 nucleotides long. Its product is annotated as NF-kappa-B inhibitor-interacting Ras-like protein 2. The record is from RefSeq and is a predicted model, not a curated record. Gene Ontology annotation, biological process: canonical NF-kappaB signal transduction. The coding region runs from base 1 to 615 and encodes 204 amino acids. The transcript is spliced from 4 exons. Lineage: Eukaryota; Metazoa; Chordata; Actinopteri; Acipenseriformes; Acipenseridae. Gene Ontology annotation, molecular function: GTPase activity; GTP binding.
AUGUGUUCUCUUCGCAACGGGGAGAGGAGACAUAGGGGGCACUGUAGAUUACAACUACCCCCCCCAAAUAAAAUUAAACGCUUUCUCCUCGUCGUUGAUUCCACAUGCAAAACAGUAAACAGGAAGUUCCCGGGUUCGGAGCCCAUCGAGACUCUAGAGGACAUCUACAUCGGCUCAAUCGAGACGGACCGGGGUGUGCGGGAGCAGGUGCGAUUCUACGACACCCGGGGCUUGAGGGAGGGAUCAGAAUUCCCCAAGCACUACUUCUCCUUCGCUGAAGGCUUUGUGCUGGUCUACAGCAUCAACAGCAAGGAGUCCUUCAAGCGCAUGGAGGCCCUCAAGAAGGAUAUUGACAGAUACAGGGAUAAGAAGGAGGUGAUCAUUGUAGUCCUGGGCAAUAAGUGUGACCUCCAGGACCAGAGGCGAGUGGACUAUGAUAGUGCCCAACACUGGGCAAAGACGGAGAAGGUCAGGCUGUGGGAGGUGUCCGUGGCCGAUCGCCGGACGCUGAUCGAGCCCUUCGUCCACCUGGCCAGCAAGAUGACCCAGCCCCAGAGCAAGUCCACCUUCCCCCUGAGCCGCAAGAUCAAGGGCAGCGGCUCUCUGGACAGCUGAAGAGGGUAGGGUGUGGAAGACACUCCUGAUUUGGAACUUGUGGAAGUCUUUCAGCAGUAUGGAACUGUAGUCAAAAUGAAUCAUGCUGUUGUCAGUCGACCACUGUGGCACAUGCUUCAACGUUCAGCGUUUUUGAAGCAUGAUGUGGUUCCGUUCUUCUGAAAUGCCCUGUCCUUUUUGUUUUUGUUAAUAUUAUUACAUUAUGUGAUGGUGUACUGGUGAUUGUGAAAGAACACGUUCUGUAUUUUCGUCUUGCUGGAUUUUAGCGACCAAUAGUAAAGCUUUUCGUCAGGCA